Messenger RNA from Podospora anserina S mat+, 1170 nucleotides. RefSeq lists its product as uncharacterized. Gene Ontology annotation, cellular component: Rad6-Rad18 complex; nucleus. Gene Ontology annotation, biological process: DNA damage tolerance; protein monoubiquitination. The transcript has 2 exons. NCBI's taxonomy places the organism in Eukaryota, Fungi, Ascomycota, Sordariomycetes, Sordariales, Podosporaceae. The record is from RefSeq and is a predicted model, not a curated record. The coding region runs from base 1 to 1170 and encodes 389 amino acids. Gene Ontology annotation, molecular function: single-stranded DNA binding; ubiquitin protein ligase activity.
AUGGAGGUGGAGGUAUCAGAUUCGACUGACUGGUUGGGAACGCCGCUCGCCAGCUUGAAGUCCGUCGAGGAGGCACUCCGCUGCCAUGUCUGCAAGGACUUCUUCACAACACCGAUGCUUACCUCCUGCAGCCAUACAUUCUGUUCGCUUUGUAUUAGGAGGUGUCUUACCGCCGAUAGCAAAUGCCCGCUUUGCCGGAAGACUGUCGACCUCUCCAAACUGCGGGGCAACGGUGCCCUGCGAGAGGCAGUCGAAGCAUUUAGGGGAGUCCGAGAUAGCAUUCUCAAAUUCGCAAGAACGCCAACGCCGGCUCUACCGAUAUCUCCUAAGAGAAAAGCGACCGAUGUGGACAACUCCGACGACGAGUUUCAGGAAAGCAAACGGCCAAGGAGGUCUACGAGAAAUCGCAAGGCAAGGGAACCACAAGCAUCCAGUCAACUGACUAUUGAGGAUUCGGAGGGUGACCUGCAAGAUGACAAUGAUGGGGAAGAUGAAUAUGUGCCAGAGCCUACCGCCAGCCGCUCGAUCACCUCUGCCCUGCGAUCACCCUCCAAGAGACCACCAGCCGCGGCUGCCAAGGCCCCCGAGCGUCUCCCAACUCUUCAAUACUCUAUGGUGAAGGAUCAGGCUCUUCGGAAAAUCAUGCGAGAGCUGGGUCUGUCCACUGCUGGCAACCGAACGAUGCUCGAAGCAAGACACCGAGAGUGGCUCACACUUUGGAAUGCGAACUGCGAUUCUGCCAAUCCCAAGACCCGCGGGGCUCUAUUUCAGGAUUUGCAGGUGUGGGAAAGGACUAUAGGCACCAUGGCACCCACCAGCUCCAAAGCAGCCAGCACAGGCGCUCAAAUCAAGGACAAAGAUUUUGAUGGUGGCGCUUGGGCGGCAAAGCACGACUCUUCCUUUAAAGACUUGAUUGCGAACGCGAGGAGAAGUAGGCAAAUUGCUGAGCAAAAGGCCAGAGAGGCUGCUGCCGAAGAAGCUGCGAAACAAGAAGCAAGCUCAUCAGUCCCACAGCCUUCGGUACCAAAAACGUCGACACCAUCAACGGCGGAAUCAGCCCCUUUGCCACAAACACCAGUGUUACCGGUUCAACCGCCACCACACCCGUCAUACUCUCACCCGGAGCGUUGGCAACAUCAACCCCAACCAACGCACUAUCAACAGCCAUAA